CGCAUUCCGUCCGAUCAGAGAGGUGAAGAGCAGUGAUGGGAGAGAAUAUCCGGGAGAAUAUUCCGCUUCCGAAUUCGGAUCCCGAGCGCCGGCCCGAGUUGACUCGGACCAUCUCCAACUCGUCGUCGUCGUCGUCGUUCUCUCUCGACGCUUCCGAGGAGCUCCCUCUUUGUUGCUCGCAUGCAACACUGGUAGAUAUUCAGAUUGUGAGAUUUGCGAGCUGUUUUCUGAUUUAGGACCGUCAUUUUGUGUUUUGCAUGUCAUUUUUUAGAAUAAAUUUUUAUUUUUUCAAGUAUUUAUCUUCGGUCUAUUUACUGUAAAUAAGAGUUUUAGAUGAAAUAUACAGAAGAAUGAGAUCUCUCGUAUAGAAACAAUAUUGUGUGAUUAAAUUUGAGAAAUGUAGGGUCUCAUUUUUAUUUUUUAUUCCUGAAAUUUUGGUGAUACCUCUUGUUUUAAAUUCUCUGUUUUGCUGUCUUUGACAUUUAUGGUGCUGGUGUCAAGUUAUUUUGAGCUGCAGUAGAUUCAUAGUGAUGAAGAUAAUUUUCUGAACUCUUUCGUUAAGGCUUCUAUUUUAUGCAAGGAAAUUUGAGUUGAGAAUUGAAUCAAGAUUGGAUGUCACAUUUUGAAUGCUUCCUUUAACUCUGACAGUUAGCUGCCUAUUUAGGACCAGAAUAAAAAAAGAAUUUAAAUUUGUUGGAGCUGGAGAUAUGGAAGCAUUUUUUCGCUUUCUGUUUUCCAUGAUAGGUAAUUUAUAUGGACGUUAUUUCCGGUCAUUUUUCCUUUUUCAACUUUUGCUUUUGGUUUGACGCAGUGGAGUUUUGUGUUUUACAAAACUUAUUAUGAAAUCUUUGUUAUAAUAAGCCACUGUCAUUUAUAAUAGGACUCAACCUAUCUUUUUCUAGAAAUGAAAUGGCAUGUGUUACAGGUGCUUCUUUUCAUGGUGGUCAGAGGUGUUGGAGACAACUUCUUAUAGUAUUCAAAAUAAAGUUUUCCUUUAGAUUAACGCAGAAUGUGACUAGUUGGAAAGAAUUUUGAUUCAUGCAAAAGGUGACCAGCUGAAAUCAAGAAUCUGGGACCAGGUGGCGGCUUCUAGUGCAGCAUAAUGCCUAAGAGAACAUCACGACCCCUCCCUCUGCGCAGUUUCGGGAAAUACGGUUAAAUGGAUAAGGAGGUGGCUAACUUUGAUUUUUUGGGUGGUACAUGAAUUGUAAAAAACAAAAGGUUUGGGAACUUUACUCCUUAUCGAUUCAAUUAGAUCUUUAGGGAAAGGUGACGUAUUUGAAAAACAGUCUAGAGCACAAGAAACAAAAGGUUGAGAAUUUUAUUUUUCAAUCCAUUCAAUUAGAUCUUUAGUGCCUGUUUCUUUGGUUAUGUUCUCAAAUAAUAUUUUUCUAGAAUAGUUUAGAGAAUGCCAAUAAAUAUUGGGAACAUGCUCUUUUCUUGUUAUUGCUUUAUCAAGAAACAGAGACAUUUAAUUAUCAUUUUUGAUGUUCUGAAAGGCCGCUUAGAUAAUCCUGUAGAACAGAUGAUACUUCGAGAUGAUCGAAGCAUGCUGAAGAAUGAAAUCCACUUUAUCUCAACAAGAUUCCCAAUUAACUAUUAGAUAUCUGUGCACCAGAUAGCAUAAUACAUUUUAUACUGGUGUCUAAAUCCAUUAGAGAUCAAUGUAAAACUAUUGAAAAGUAAAUUGUGAUAUAUAUUAGACAUUCUCAACGGAAGAAUGAUGUUGACCAUUGCAAGAAGAUGACCUCUCAGAAUAUGGUGAAGGGUGCAUCCACAGAGUGGACAAAUGAAAAGCACAAUUUGUAUCUUGAUUCUUUGGAAACAUCAUUUGUUAAUGCAUUGUACCAUUCCAUGCGUUUGCGUGACUGGCAUCAACAAAAGAAUGCUCGAGGGACACAUUCAUUGCAAGAGGUCUCAUUCAAGACUCAGAAUUCUUCUGACCAGUUCAUGGUUGUUCAAGAUGGCUGCUUGCAGAAGAUCAACCUUCGAAGGAAUGAAACUUUGAUGGAAAGCACAGCUGAUUCUCAUGUUACUAUGAGAAGUCCAUUCAGAUGUCAUUCUACUCUUGCAGGCAAAAGCUGCACUGUUUCAUCUCCUAAGACGCUGACUUUAAAAAACUUACAUGCAUCAGCAAGAAGUUCAGAGCAGAACCUUGUAUGUCAUCAGGAUUUGGUUGGCAGUAUUACAGAAGUAUCUGGUCAGAACUUUGUGGAUGAAGACCAUGGAGGGAAGCUAACCAAUGCAUCCAAACCAAAAAGGCUUAAAAGAGUUGCAGCUGAUGCUUCCAGCAAUGAUCAAAUUGUGCCAUCAGGAAAUUUUAAUACGAAAGAGGUUUCAAUGGCCCAUAAUGUUCUCUCUGAACAAGGGCAUAAUCUUCGCUAUUUGUUAGGAGGAAGCUGAGAUACCACUUAGUACCGAAGUCUGACAGGUAAGCAGUAUCGAUACAUCAAAAGGAUGGAGAUAUGGUUAUACUUUCCAUUUUCUCCUAUUUGAAGAUGCCAACUGCAAAGGCUGAUUCUAUCAGUAGCUAUUCUUGUUGUGAAUGGUGUUCAGGAUAAUGCUACCGUUGGACUUUGGGAAGAAAUUAUAUCUGUUCAGCGAUAUGCUCUUCAUCUUUUAGGAUUGGUAGAUAUAGGAUUUAUGGAGUAGAUUAAGUUGAUGAAUACACAUCGAUUACAUAGGUCUAUCCAGUCAUUUGCUGUUCCUUUUCUCUGUUUUUAUUUUUGUAUUUACUGCAUUUCAAGUAGAACAAGUUCUAAUAGAUAUAGAAGAUGCGUAGUACAAUUUUGGGCUGUAUGGCAAAUGUCUGAUUUUCGUGGGGCUGACCUGAGAGGUGUCAAUCAUGUCCGGUUAAAAGAAAAAAAGGUGUCAAUCAUGUCCUCUUCCACAUUCAUGGAAUUCCAUUGUUAUGAAAUUACAAAUUUA
Molecule: messenger RNA, 2928 nt
Organism: Prunus avium (sweet cherry)
Lineage: Eukaryota; Viridiplantae; Streptophyta; Magnoliopsida; Rosales; Rosaceae
Source: RefSeq, a predicted model, not a curated record